Protopolystoma xenopodis is the source of this 630-nucleotide messenger RNA. The record is from the annotation of a GenBank genome assembly. Lineage: Eukaryota; Metazoa; Platyhelminthes; Monogenea; Polystomatidea; Polystomatidae.
AUGAGCCCACUUGAGUCUCCCGGAUUUCAUCUGGUAGACUGGCCAAGCCAUAGUCAUUCUGACGUCCGCAGCCUAGCUGAUUGUGGCAACGACUGUAUUACGCCACCCGGGCAAACAAUUUCUACAAGACACAUUUUAUUGGCUCAUGAAAGAAAGGCUGGCGAACGCCAUACGAACCCAUUUUACGAAUAUCCCGAAAAAUCAGGCCCCAAUGCCCUUGAGAUGAGCUGCAAUAAUGAGGAAGCCGAGGUCAGAAGCUGGGAAGACAAUGAAAACUAUAGAAGAAAUACAAUCCGCCUCAUAAACCAACCACAAGGAGGCAUAGAAAAUGUAAAUGAAGAGAAUCGUUGUGAAGCUAAUUACAAUGAGCAGGGACAACCCCAAUUCUUGAGUGAGAUUGGCAGUCUCCUCCGAUACAGGACUCUGGAUGGUCAGCUACUUUUUAAGACCCCUACGGAUACCUUUAAUAAAAGAAGACCUUUUGAAGAUCAGGUAGCAAUUAAAUUUUCUACCAUCAAUUUUCAUCGUUUUAACUUACUUAAUGAUCUUCAUAGGACCUCAAGUGCCAUUAAAAAUAUGACUAUAGAACUUCAAGGCUGGUGCGGACACUUCACAAAGGGCCUUAGUUGA